GCUCGAACCGCAAACCCCCGCACACGGUGCUCUUUGUCCCAGAAGCCCAUUGUGCACAGCGGAGGAAACCCUGUGCCGCGAGCAGCCAUCUUGGAAAGACAGAUCAGACUUGAGCCAGGAUAACCUGCAGACCUCCUCUGAGCAGCUCAACUACUCCCAGCUCCAAAAGACUCCAUUCCCGAGCCACAAUGGCCACCGCACCGUAUAACUACUCCUACAUUUUCAAAUACAUCAUUAUUGGGGACAUGGGGGUAGGGAAGUCAUGUUUGCUCCACCAGUUCACAGAAAAGAAAUAUACAACCACCUCAGCAGCUGGUUGACUGACGCCAGAAACCUCACCAACCCAAACACUGUGAUCAUUCUCAUAGGCAACAAAGCAGAUCUGGAGGCCCAGAGGGACGUCACAUACGAGGAGGCGAAGCAAUUUGCUGAGGAGAACGGUCUGUUGUUUCUCGAAGCGAGUGCGAAAACAGGUGAAAACGUGGAGGACGCCUUCCUGGAAGCUGCAAAGAAGAUCUACCAGAACAUCCAAGAUGGCAGCCUGGACCUGAACGCCGCAGAGUCGGGGGUCCAGCACAAGCCCUCUGCCCCCCAGGGUGGCCGGCUAACCAGCGAACCACAGCCCCAGAGGGAAGGCUGCGGCUGCUAAUGACCAAGCAAACAACCCCCCCUCCACCUUCCACCUUCCCUUUUCUUCCCUGUCUCCGUCUGUCCUGCCCUUCCCCUCAAAAACCCACCACCCGCUUGCCUCAUCCAUCCAUUGUGUGCGUUCAUCCUCCCUCAGUGCACCCGGAGCUGCAUGAGCGCAGGGCUGCGGAGCGAAGGACCGGGGGACGGAUAUUGACUUGGGCCAGACUGAGCUGGGCUGCGUGGAUGACAUCUCCCCUCCACCUCUUCUUCCUCCUCCUCCUCUUACUCCCCUCUCACUUGUCCCUUCCCCUGUUGCCGUCUCACUCCUCCUUCAACUCUUGUCAGUGUGUUUUCAUCCCGUAACGCUCCUCUUUUGCUUCCCCCCCCCCCAACCCUCCCGUCGUCGUAUCCCAGACACCGCCACACAUUACACGGGUUACUGACACUUUAGGUAGACGUAAUGUCCAUACGAUAAACCGAGACUGUUUUUUAUGUUUGGUUUUAUAGCUGUAUAUGACAUGUAAGCACUGCAACGCGUUUCAUCCACCACUCAUUAGCUCAGUAUGAAUCAGAUUCCAAAUUAUAUUCCCACUCUCCUGGCGCCUCUCCUGCAUGGUUUACUGUAGCCGAGCAAGCUUUUUCCAACAAGAUCCAACCCUGCGUCUGUGGUUUUUAAUCCUGUUUCCGCUGCUUGGCACAAAGCAAGUUCCUUUUGCCAGAUGUGGCUGCACAGAUGUUCUAAGCAGAGAGGGAGAGACGUUUAAAAUGCACCCACAGGGAAUUUGUGGGUGACUCCUCUCUCUCUCCUCCGAGAAAUCGUAGGAAGGAUUAUGGGAUGUUUUCCAGUUUAUCUGUGUGUUUUUGUGUAUGUCGGCGUGUUAAGAAGUUGGAUGGGUCCUUCCUUUCUGACACUUUGAGAAAAUCAUAAAAAAUAAUUUAAAAAAUAACGUGGCUUUCCAUUUUUUGGGGGAUGGAAAGAUACAUUCACAUCUGUUUCUUUGAACCAGCUCACCCAUUCCCUUUCAAACGCCUGAGCCCCGAAACUCCUCCCAGGUCCUCUCAACAGAAUCUGUCUUUACCAGCAUUGUCUUUGUCAUUGUUUGUUGCCUUACUAUAAUUCACGUUAUUACUCUUAAAUCUUAAUACUUUUUUCGCUGCACUCGGUUUCAAAUAAUUACGAUCUACACUGGAGGCUCACGUGGCCUGAAACCAUCUCACCACCUUAUUUUAUGUGUGGCUGAUCUGAAGAGCUGAUGUGUUCAUUAUGACAGUUGUGUACUACAACACCAAGCAGCAUGCCCCCCACCCCUUAAAAAAAUACAAUGAAUUUGUCAGAAUCCAAUAAUGUUUUCUUUUUUUUUUUUACUACAAUUGUUCUGUAUCAUAGUGAUUCCCUGAUUGAACAGCUGUAUAUAUCUCGCUUCUUAACUAUUUGGUGAUGACCUCGCUACUUGGGAUUUAGAAAUUUAUUUGCUGGCUCUGCCAAGAUCUGUACAGUUGACGUGCUAGUGGGUUGCCUGUAAUUCAUGCUUGGGAAAUUCUGUAACAUAGUUUCUAUUAAUAAAUGUAUGUAAAGGACAGACACCUAAACACACAUGCCCCCAACCACCCCUGUCUUCACACUACUGAACCUGCCGAUUGGUUGAGGGGAGAGGAAGUGGAUUGAGAUGUUAUUUAUGUCUACAACCUUUAUUCUUCUCGUUUCGGUACAAAAGGCAGGAUGGGGCACUUUCUAUGUUUAUAUAUAUUUUCUUUUCCCCCCACCAUCAUAGCUCCUCGACAUUACGAGGGGGCCCGCAUCGCUGUCUUAACUUUUUUUGGGGGGGGGGAGUGGGGAUUGGUUUGAUAUCGUGGGAAGUCGGUGGGGCCGGGUCUUCCUUUUUCCUGAGUCCCGCCUCUUUUCGCAGUCGGAGUGACCACUUCCUGCUUUUGUCUGUCCACAAGUAAAAGAAAAAAAAACGUACAUAUGUAUAAAUUUUUAAGGAGCUGUGCUAACAUUUAAAUGCGUUCUUGCGUGUAUAUGAUUUUAAAAUGUUGAGAUUUUGAUUUUAAUGAUAAAAUACUCUAGACAGAAAAAUAAAUUAUACAUAACCUGUU
Platichthys flesus (European flounder) is the source of this 2727-nucleotide messenger RNA. RefSeq names its product RAB14, member RAS oncogene family, like (gene rab14l). NCBI's taxonomy places the organism in Eukaryota, Metazoa, Chordata, Actinopteri, Pleuronectiformes, Pleuronectidae. Gene Ontology annotation, cellular component: recycling endosome; trans-Golgi network; Golgi apparatus. Gene Ontology annotation, biological process: Golgi to endosome transport; endocytic recycling; phagosome maturation. Gene Ontology annotation, molecular function: GTPase activity; GTP binding. The record is from RefSeq and is a predicted model, not a curated record.